This is a messenger RNA of Empidonax traillii (willow flycatcher), 916 nucleotides long. RefSeq names its product dual specificity protein phosphatase 13-like. Gene Ontology annotation, cellular component: cytoplasm. The record is from RefSeq and is a predicted model, not a curated record. Bases 77 to 673 code for a protein of 198 amino acids. NCBI's taxonomy places the organism in Eukaryota, Metazoa, Chordata, Aves, Passeriformes, Tyrannidae. Gene Ontology annotation, biological process: negative regulation of MAPK cascade; protein dephosphorylation. The transcript has 4 exons. Gene Ontology annotation, molecular function: protein tyrosine/serine/threonine phosphatase activity; MAP kinase phosphatase activity.
AUAGCGGCUUUACCAAACCCAGGAAAACGAAAAGCUUUCUCUGAUACAGCCUGAGUGCGUGCAAAAGAGCAGCAAGAUGCCUCACACCAAAGACUCUUCAUCUCUGACUAGCAAUGAUUCCUACGAAACACCAGCACUAUCAGACCUCCAGCGGCUUCUGUGGUUCAGAGGAGGGUCUGAUAAUCAUGUGGACCAAGUCUGGCCAAAUAUCUACCUGGGAGAUGCGUGGGCUGCCAGGAGCAAAACUACUCUUCAAAGCCUCAACAUUACUCAUAUCCUUAAUGCAGCAGAUGGACCAUAUAGCAUCAACACAGGAGCCAAAUAUUAUGAAGAUCUGCAAAUAAAGUACUAUGGAGUAGAAGCAUUUGAUGAUCCUUCCUUUGAUUUAAGUAUCUUCUUCUAUGAUGCUGCCAAUUUCAUAGGCCAGGCCUUAAACUCUUCAGGAGGUAAGGUGUUUGUUCAUUGUGCCAUGGGAGUGAGCCGCUCAGCGACUUUAGUGCUUGCCUUUUUAAUGAUCCAUGAAAACAUGACACUCGUGGAUGCUCUGAAGACAGUCGGUGCUCACAGAGACAUCUGUCCAAAUUCAGGGUUCCUCAGCCAGCUCCGGGAUUUGGAUAUUAAACUGAAUGAAGAGAAGAAAAGAUCCAGAGCAUCUGCUACCAAAGAGCUGUAAGAGAGUAUUGCUGAAAGAGAGAGGAGAAAAUCUUACUUGAGUUGCCUGUAUCUCUUAUAGAUUAACUGCAUUUAUAAACUAAGGACACAAGUUUAUGAGACACCAGAACGCAUGUUAUUAAUAAAAGUAGGUUUUGCUUGAUCUUUCCAUUUUGCAAAACUCUCCUAGGUUUAUACCUACAAUUGAUUGUAUACUCUAUCCUUUACUCUCCACCUUAAAACAUUUCUCUUUACUGGUUAAAAA